Molecule: messenger RNA, 1218 nt
Organism: Nothoprocta perdicaria
Lineage: Eukaryota; Metazoa; Chordata; Aves; Tinamiformes; Tinamidae
Gene: TSC22D3
Product: TSC22 domain family member 3
Exons: 3
Coding region: 12-632 (206 amino acids)
Biological process (GO): regulation of transcription by RNA polymerase II
Source: RefSeq, a predicted model, not a curated record
AGCGGCCCGGGAUGUCCUCGUCGCCCGCCGAGGAGUGCCGCUCGCCCGUGGGGCUCGACUGCUGCAGCUGCUGCCUCGACUUGGCCAACCGGAGCGGGCUGGAGGAGGGGGCCGGCGGCGAGAACAACAACCUGGGCAGCCCCACCGUGAGCAGCUUCCGGCAGCUGCAGGAGCAGCUGGUCCGCAAGAACCUCAACACUGACAAGCUGAGCUCCAUCAUGCGCCAGGACUCACUGGAGCCCGUCGUGCGGGACCCCUGCUACCUCUUCAACGAGGGCAUCUGCAACAGGAACAUUGACCAGACACUGCUCUCUAUCCUCCUACUUUUCCACAGUGCCUCUGGAGCCAGUGUGGUAGCCAUCGACAACAAGAUCGAGCAGGCAAUGGACUUAGUGAAAAAUCACCUCAUGUACGCUGUGCGAGAGGAGGUGGAGGUGCUGAAAGARCAGAUCAAAGAACUGUUGGAGAAAAACUCCCAGCUGGAGCGAGAAAACAGCCUUCUGAAAACCCUCGCCAGCCCCGAGCAGCUGGAGAAGUUCCAGUCGCGGCUGCCCGCGGAGGUGCUGAGCCUGCAGGAGCAGAGCCCGGGGGCGCCAGCCCCGGCUCAGCACGCCGGGGGCUCUGCGGUAUAAGGUGGCUCUGUCCUCGGGGUGGGCAGAGCCACAGAACUCUUUCUACUUCCAAUCUCCCGCAAAAUCGUUUCUGCCUUCGUCUCACGGAGGACUGCCAAAGCCUGGCACCCGCAGGGGUGCUCAGAGGUGCCCCCCGGGCAAGCCCAUCCGGACAUUGAGCCAGCUGCUGCCUCCUGCAYGGAGAUGCUCUUCGGCGAAGGAGACGCGGGGCUGCAGCAGACCCCCCCACGCCACGCCGGCCGGCCUCCCCCCACCACGCACUGGGAGGAAAACCACAAGCUCUGCUGAAACCUGGGAGCCUGCAACAUGCCGGCGGGGCCUUGGGCGCACGCAUGGGAAUACAAGUUUGGAAAAGGCGCAUGCUGAGCCCUGGGCCUUUGCUGCACUGUGCAGCAGGGGGGUCUCUGUCUGGCAAAGACUGAGCUUGGAGGAAGACGGUUGCUUCACAAGAGAUACCGCUGUGUCCCCGGAGCCUGCUGCAACCCAAAGCUGACUUGAAGCAGCAGCGCCAGUGCCGUGCACAUUGCCGUGCAUGGCUGCACGCACAUCAGCGUGGGGAUUACAAGGAAACGCUGGGUUUUGUAGC